Messenger RNA from Asparagus officinalis (garden asparagus), 1234 nucleotides. Its product is annotated as pentatricopeptide repeat-containing protein At1g61870, mitochondrial-like. The transcript has a single exon. Gene Ontology annotation, molecular function: protein binding. Bases 1 to 1131 code for a protein of 376 amino acids. The record is from RefSeq and is a predicted model, not a curated record. Lineage: Eukaryota; Viridiplantae; Streptophyta; Magnoliopsida; Asparagales; Asparagaceae.
AUGUUUCAUCUCACUCCUCCUCUCCGCCGCUGCAGCCGCCGCCAUUUCUCCUUUCUUGGCUCCAAUUCAACAGCUCCAUGUCCGCGGCAGCCGAGCCAGAGUGGAAAGAGCCCUUUCCCUCCUAAAAUCCGAAAAAAACCCAGACGAAUCCUCUCCAUAUGCACCUCAUUCUUCUCAACAAAACCACCCCCUUCUCUCAUCUCGACCGCUCCAUUCUCUCCGCCGCCAUCACCUCCCUCUCCUCCACCACUCCUCCUCCUCCAUCCGCUCCCUCCUCACCUCCCCCUCCCUCCCCUUCCCCUCCACCUCCCCAUCCUCCUCUUCGGGCCAAGCAACAUGCUCGACGACGCCAUCUCCACGUUCCGGGCCAACAAAAGCAACACUACUCAGUCCCUCAACGCCCUUUUAUUCGCCUGCAUCCUCUCCGACAACCACGGCCUCGUCCCUGAUCUCUUCCGAGAUCUCCCCGCUCGCUAUCGCAUCACCCCUAAUCUCAUAACAUACAACACCCUCCUCAAGUCCCUCUGCCAAAAUGGAUCCUCUUCGUCUGCCUUCUCGGUGUUCGAUGAAAUGUCGAGGAAGGGGGUUAAGCCCAAUCUGACUUCGUUCACUAUAGCUCUUGCUGGUCUUUACCGUGAUCAAAGAUUGGAUCUUGUCGACAGAUUGCUGAACUUGAUGAAGAAGCACAACUGCCAUCCCCGGCUUUCUGUUUACAAUGUUAGGGUUCAAGAAUUGUGUAAGCUUGGGAGAGUUGGGGAGGCUGAGGAGCUCUUAAAGGAGAUGAAGCCGAAUUGGGAGACGUACCAUCAUUUGAUACUUGGGUUUUGUGGUGUGAAUGACUUGGAUGAGGCCAAAAGGGUUUACGGGGAGAUGAGGAGGAGAGGGUUAGUUCCUGAGAGCGGUUGCUAUUUCACUUUGAUUCAUUAUCUUUGCAAAGGCGGGGAUUUUGAGUUUGCGUUGGGAGUGUGCAAAGAGAGUAUGGGGAGGAAUUGGGUGCCGCGCUUUUCGACGAUGAGGAGACUUGUGGAUGGACUUGUGAGUAUUUCCAUGGCCGAUGAGGCUCGGGAGAUAGUUGCCAAGGUGAAGGAGAAGUUCCCCAGCUCUGCUCAUUUGUGGAAGGAGACAGAGUAGACUUUAAUUGGUCUCAGGUGUUUAUGCAUGGCCUUGAGUUGAGGAAUGCCAGCCUUUGUCUAGGGGUGGAAAUGAACCAAAUAAUUAACAAAUGGUUUGCUAA